Molecule: messenger RNA, 231 nt
Organism: Opisthorchis viverrini
Lineage: Eukaryota; Metazoa; Platyhelminthes; Trematoda; Opisthorchiida; Opisthorchiidae
Exons: 1
Coding region: 1-231 (76 amino acids)
Source: RefSeq, a predicted model, not a curated record
AUGACCGUAUUCUCUCUGGGUCGGUACAUCAUUCGAACUCAGCAGCACUGGUCACGCCUUUCAGGACUUUCGCGGUUCACACAUUCUGUUGCUCCGAGCCCGCUUUUCCCCUGGCUCCCCAAAGAAUUGGAGCCAAAGUUUCUUUCCUACAAGAAGCAUUUAUUUGCCGAAUAUGAACACUUGACUAAUCUUAUAGCCAAUGGAGCAGGCCAGCAAAGCAAUGCAAAGUGA